Micropterus salmoides (largemouth bass) is the source of this 472-nucleotide messenger RNA. It is a transcript of the gene uqcrq, whose product is annotated as cytochrome b-c1 complex subunit 8. Bases 138 to 386 code for a protein of 82 amino acids. The record is from RefSeq and is a predicted model, not a curated record. The transcript has 3 exons. Lineage: Eukaryota; Metazoa; Chordata; Actinopteri; Centrarchiformes; Centrarchidae. Gene Ontology annotation, biological process: mitochondrial electron transport, ubiquinol to cytochrome c.
UAAUCAGUGUAGCGUGACUCCAGCCCGGUAGGUGGCGGUGGCGUGAGGAGGCAGCCGACGCUUGAAAAAAACAAACGAAGGACACCGGAACUUCAUUAGGAAACCCUCUUGAACAGCAGCACGAUCAGCUGGUGAACAUGGGUCGCCACUUCGGAGACCUGGCCAAGGUCAGGCAUAUAAUCACAUACAGUCUGUCCCCCUUUGAGCAGAGGGCUUUCCCCAACUAUUUCUCCAAGGGAAUUCCCAAUGUGUGGAGACGGUUCUCAACCUCUUUCUUUAAAGUUGCCCCCCCCAUGAUUCUCAUGUACCUGACAUACAGCUGGGGCAACAGUGUCCAUCAGCAGAGCAAGAGGAAGAAUCCUGCUGACUUUGAGAACGAUGAAUGAACUCCUCACACCUUUCUGAAAGCUGCUCUGUUAUUAUUUCCAGCUCUGUAUGUUUCACCAAUAAAGAUGAAAAUAUUUGAAAAUCA